UGUCUAUGUCCGUCAAACAAACGAGGAAGUAAUGGCGUCUCGCGUCGUUUCGUUUCCGAUAUUCCUGACAAAUUAUCAUAAAUGUGACAUAACAAUGCGAAAAAAAUAGAAGUCAAAGGAAUUUGUAACUGGCUGCUACAUUGGAAGGCUCGAUAUAUCUUUAGAAAAUGACGAUAUCUAACAUUUACGGGGUGAAAUCUAUCCAAGUCAGAGAAAAUCGGAUAGCCGCCAUGUUGUCAACAUUGACAUCGAUACAAAGGAAAAGCGUGUGUGUUCACGCAUACUGUAAAUGCAAACAAGGAAAUUGUGGAACAUGUUCACACACUCUGGCUGUAAAAGUAGACCUGGGAGGAAAAGUGCCCCCGGUGUGGGGCUCGAACUCACAACCACCAGAACACUAGAACGGCGCUCUAACCAACUAAGCUGACCGGGCAGCUAGUUCUAACCCACACACAUGAUAUUUGCCAGUCCAGGCAAUGUCAACCGCAAGAGAAAACCAGUGAUGACAAGUUUUACAAAUAAUCGGUAGGACCUAUUUUAAAGCUUUUUAUAACAUUUAGUUUUACUUUGCUGUACAAAAGUAAUGGACUAUUUGUCCAGAGAAAAACAACAACCACAAAACAUUAGCUAGUAUCUUGUGACGUCAAUAUUUCAUUAUGAUAUACAUGUAGAAAGCAAACAUCAAAGGCAGUAGCAUUUACAGCUAGUAUUAAAAUAUUUAACAAUACAUGUAACUGAUUUAUUUUAAUAUUGGCAUCUUUUAUUUAUUUCAGGAAAGUGUGGUCUUUUGAAGAGAGUUCUUGAAGUUUUUUUUUUUUAUGGAUUCUUGGAAGGAUGUACCUCUAUGAUGUUAGCUUUAGUUCUGGAGUAUAACACCAGUUGUUGCAUAUUUAUUAUCAGAUUUAUUAAAUACAUUGUUGUUUUGCAAACAUUACUUAAACUUUGAUAUUUCUUUGGUGUUUAUGUAUGAUAUUGUAGGUAAAUAUAUCUCUUUAUUGCAAUGCCAAAUAUAUUUUAAAAUAUAUAGCAUUAGCAGAAGUUAUUUUUCACUGCUAAAGCUGCACUUUCACAGAUUGAUCACUUUGACAACUUACACAGGAUUCGAUUGCAUUUAUCAUGUUUUGGCUCGGAGAAGUUUGCUUUGUGAUUUAUAUAUUAGGUCUUAAUUUAAAGAAUGCCAAAAUAAGCCGAUUCUGAGACAAAAAGUGUCAAACUAUAAUUCUGUGAGAGUGCAACUUUAAGAAUACUGUUAAUCGAGUGUGCAUGUGAUCCGGACAUUAGAUGAACUAUCAUUAAAUAUUGUAGAUUUACGUAGACUUGGGUUUGCAUCGACAAAAAGGGAGGACAUGUGAUCAGCACUCACUGCACUUGCAUGGUGGCUUAAACAAUUUAAUUGGGUGAAGCUUGUAGUCACAUUGCUGCUUUGCUGUUCAAGAUGAUGUCUGCAGCAUUGUAUGGCCUCGAUGAAAAGUCAAGGACAAGUGUUUCCUGUGCUUGGAACCAGUUUUAUAGGAAAAAGGUGCAGCCAAAACCUGUGGACAUGAUUAAUUUCGACAACCCAAAACCUCUCCGGAAGAAGCGCUGUCGAAGAGUCCUUUCCACUUCUGUCGAGAACGAUGAUGGGUUUGACGCAGCCGAGGCACUCCGCAGUCUAAAGCGCAUUUGCCCUUCCGCAUGUAUCCUGACUAAAGGCGACUCUGACACUGACACUGCAUCAGAAGAUGAAGACUUACCACCAGUGCUGAGCAGAUUCCAUGAGGUGGAACAUGAGUCACUGAGCCCUACAGACCUGACAAAUGUCAGCGAUUUGUUCGUGACUUUCAAGUACUACCCCAACAGGUCAUGAAUCUCGAGGAGAUGACAAAGGGCCAACAAGACAGUGUUCUGUGGCAACGACAGAGAAGGGGGCGACUAACAGCCACAACAGCACAUGAUGUUCUGACCUUAAAGCAAGCAACAACAAAGUCAAAUGUGCUGAAGAAAAUAAUGAAGUACCAUGAGUGUGAACUUUCAUUGAUGCCAUUAAGUUUGGCAGACAGUACGAAGAAACAGCAAGAUCAAUGUAUAGUGAUAAAAUGAGGCAAAGUCAUAAACACUUUAAUGUAUCUGAUUGUGGGCUUUUUGUUGACAGCACAUUCCCAUUGUUUGCAGCUACACCCGAUGGACUCAGGGAAUGUUCAUGUCAUGGCAAGGGGCUUGUAGAGAUCAAGUGCUCAUACAAACAUAGAGACUCAAAAAUAGAAGACAUUAAGGAUCAGACUUUCUUCCUCAAUAGUGACAAUAAACUGAAAACUAACCACCGCUACUAUUCACAAAUUCAGUUUCAAAUGUAUGUUUCUGGGAAGACAUUUUGCGAUUUUAUGGUGUUCACAUAAAAAGGAAUAGUAAUACAGACUGUGUACCCUAUGAUCCUGAGUUUGUAAAUAGGUUAAUUAAAAAGUGUGCAGAUUUUGCGAUAAAUGAUCUUGUACCUGAGAUUAUUCAACACAAGUUGAACAUGUAAAAAGAAUUUAACCUUGUGAAAUAUACAUAAAUGUCCUAACUGUUUUUGACUCUAUUCUUCGAAUUGUUGUAUUAAGCUUUCAGGAUUGUUCAAUAGUAUGCCUUUACCUUAUUUUAUUAUGUACUUAAUUUUCAUUGUAUUGUGAAGCUUGAUAUUUUUUACUCCUUUGCAAAAACAUUGUUUGUAGUUUGUAUUUUUGCUCCAUGCAUCAAAAUUGUGUUUCUCUUUUAGCUCACACUCUCAUAUAAAUAAAGGUUGAUUUUUA
This is a messenger RNA of Mya arenaria, 2768 nucleotides long. RefSeq lists its product as uncharacterized. The transcript has 5 exons. The record is from RefSeq and is a predicted model, not a curated record. Bases 1436 to 1846 code for a protein of 136 amino acids. NCBI's taxonomy places the organism in Eukaryota, Metazoa, Mollusca, Bivalvia, Myida, Myidae.